ACCAUGAACCUAAUAAAUAUAUUGAUUUGUAGUAGUGAAUAAAUGUCAGUGGAUUUUACCUGCAAUGGACGAUUUAACCAACGUGCAUGCGUUUAUCAAGCCUUAACCAAUGUCGUACUUCUAAGAUUGUUUGUUUCGAGAGUCCAGUGCUCAAAUUUAUGAAUUAAGGGAUUCAUCGUUUCCAAUAAAAUGUUCUUAUGUUGAUGUUAGUUAGAAAAGAAGGACGUACGAUAAGAUGAUUGUUAUAUUGUGGAUUGAAGAUGUACUUACUCGGUACAUAAAUCUUCCGGAACAUGAUCGAGGAGGGUUUUCUUUUUCUUUUUUGGUGCAGUGCCAUUCAAAACCGAGAGUCACUGAUAUUAACUUUAAAGAACCUUAAGGGCCAAAGUGAUAUGGCACUUCAACUAGCUAAUCCUGCAGCUGUUAAUUCCAAUAUUGAGGAUCUCCAGCAAGAAAUCAGUAGUUUUCAACAACAAAUCCAGAUGAUUGAAGCAGAACUAAGGAAUUUUGAUCCGGACCCAGUAAAUAUGUCAUCAAUGACAAUGGGUGAAGUUGAUUCGUGUGAGCGUAACUUACAGAAAACGUUAGACUGUAUCACAAAAAGAAAGGAAUAUUUGGCGCAUAAUCAACAAUUAAAUUCUUAUGAUCCUUCUUCAAGCAUACAGAUGCAGAUGUUUUUGAAUUCACAAGAAGGAAUACCAACUUCAUUUGGAAAUGAUGUUGCUAAUUGGAUGCCAGAAAACCAACACAACCACCCUAUCCAGAUUAACUUUGGAUCUGACCCUUUGAUGUCCCUCAGGGAUCACUCGUCUAGUGUGUAUGAUCAUCAACUACAGCAUGGCUCAACAAGCUUACAUGUAGAUCCUCGCAACAUGGGAGAGUGCCACGUAAGCAACCCCAGCGAUGGAGACCUUCAGACGUGGAAUCAGACGUUCCCUUCUACCGAUUUCCUCUCUGCUCUCAUGCCAUCAACCUCUUUCCCUCAUGAAAUGGUUGGAUCCAACAUGCAACAAGGUAUGUCACAGAUGCUGUCGCGCGAGCAACUAGAGUCUCAACAAAACUGUUCACAUAUGCACCAACCACAGCCACCACAAACAAAUAACCAUUGUGUUGAUUAUGAAAACAUUGGCCAGCAAUAGUUUACCAAUGUUGACUCGCGUCCAAGCAUGCAUCAAGGUGUUCCUUAGUCGCGUAUCCAAUUUAUUUUCAAUCAGAUUGCUAUGAGGCAUCUAUGUACAUACGUUUCGCUCUGAAUUUCUACAACGUGCUUUUGUAUCACCUAGGCAUGGGAUGGGAUGCUAUUGCAGUGAAACGGGCGCAAUGUUCUUUUUUCUCAUAUGACAUUCUUUUGUAUUUGUUGAAAUUUUGCAACUAGAAAAAAGAGAAGAGAAAUAUAAAUCAUUUAUACUAUAA
Papaver somniferum (opium poppy) is the source of this 1413-nucleotide messenger RNA. RefSeq names its product agamous-like MADS-box protein AGL104. The record is from RefSeq and is a predicted model, not a curated record. Lineage: Eukaryota; Viridiplantae; Streptophyta; Magnoliopsida; Ranunculales; Papaveraceae. Gene Ontology annotation, molecular function: protein dimerization activity; DNA-binding transcription factor activity, RNA polymerase II-specific; RNA polymerase II cis-regulatory region sequence-specific DNA binding. Gene Ontology annotation, biological process: positive regulation of transcription by RNA polymerase II. Bases 294 to 1139 code for a protein of 281 amino acids. The transcript has 11 exons.